AUGCGACGCUUCAUUCUCAAUCUCCUGGGGGCACUGACUCCAUUGGUAAUCGGUGCUUCAGGGUCGUGCACCGAGGAGACAGCCAGAGCCUUUGCGACUGAGUUACAAUCGUCCCUAUCUGAGAACGCACGUAUUAUCUUCCCAGAAUCCGUUGACUUCUCAAAUGCAACCGUCCGGUGGUCAACCUACGGGCAGCCGACGUUUGCUGUGGUCGUAGAGGUGGCCACCGAGGACGAUGUUAGCGAGACUGUGAAAUUUGCAAAUGCUUAUGCGUUGCCGUUUCUAGCUACUUCAGGGCACCAUGGCGCGAUCAAGACUUUGGCCGGAGUGAAUUGCGGGGUUAACAUAUAUCUGAGGAAACUUAACAAGGUAGAAGUCCAAGCAGAUGGUCAGACGGCAAUAAUCCAAGGCGGUAUUUAUACCAGAGAAGUAACUGAUGCCUUAUGGGAAGUUGGCAAGUGGACAGUUACUGGUGUCUGCGAAUGCACCUCGCUCAUGGGCCCAGCCCUCGGUGGCGGACACGGUUGGAAUCAAGGCCGCUACGGACUCGGGCUCGACCAGUUUGUCGAAGUCAAUCUUGUUCUGGGAGACGGCUCCUCGAUUACGGUCUCGGAUGAUUCUAAUCCGGAGCUUUUCUGGGCUCUGCGUGGCGCUGGCCACAACUUUGGCAUCAUAACUUCCGUCCGAUACCGUAUCUACGACGUGCCCAAGGACAACACUUGGACUGUCGCUACGUACAAGUAUACACAAGACAAGCUUGAGUCAGUUUUCGGGUUGCUCAACGAGUUUACAGCCGGUGGCGAGCAGCCUAUAGAGCUCCGUUACUGGGCUGACUUUCUCCGUGACGCCAGCGUAGAUCCCGCUAAUGCGUCGAUACUUCUGUUUUUAGUAUACGAAGGCACCGAAGACCAGGCUUCUCCCUACACCUCACAGCUCGUUGCACUCGGUCCAGCCACAGUCUCGUCUCAGCCAACAGAUUACCCCGGGAUAGCUCAACUAACAUUAAACGGCAAGAACCAGGGGUCGUGCACAUAUUCCGAUACACACAGGCUGCGUUUUCCUAUUGGUAUCAGGUCUUUCAACCUAACAGCUCAACGUAAAGCAUUCAAUCUGUUCAACAAUGUAACACAAACGUAUCCUGGCUUGAAUGGGUCUGUUUUCCUCAAUGAGGGAUAUUCGGUCAAAGCUGUCCAGCAAAUACCACCUGACAGUACUGCUUAUCCGGAAAGAUUUAACAACCUACUCUUGUCAGCUAAUUUCAGAAACGCGCCGGACCCUUUCUUGGAUCAAGUCGCCACUGAGGCUGGACUUGCUAUCAGGGCCAUCCUUCUAGAGGGCACUGGGUCUUCAGAAAUGAACACUUACGUAAAUUACGUGGUAGGAGAGGAAACCCUUGAGGAUUGGUACGGACACGAAGAAUGGAGGAUUGCAAAGCUGCGGGCUUUGAAGUCGAAGUACGACCCGGAUCACAAGUUCAGUUUCUAUGCACCAAUUCAGUGA
Messenger RNA from Neoarthrinium moseri, 1500 nucleotides. RefSeq lists its product as uncharacterized. The transcript is spliced from 5 exons. Bases 1 to 1500 code for a protein of 499 amino acids. NCBI's taxonomy places the organism in Eukaryota, Fungi, Ascomycota, Sordariomycetes, Amphisphaeriales, Apiosporaceae. Gene Ontology annotation, molecular function: FAD binding. The record is from RefSeq and is a predicted model, not a curated record.